GGGAGGCUGUGAGUGACAGACGCGUGAAGCAGAAGCUCUGACGCGUUUCUUCAUUUUACAUUUGAGACAUUUCGGUUUUGGAAUAUUAAAUAAACAUCCACCUCAGAAUCGACAUGUCGGCGAAGGCCUUCCGGCGAGUGGACGUGGACGAGUACGACGAGAACAAGUUCGUGGACGAGGAGGACGGAGGAGACAACCAGCUGGGUCCGGACGAGGCGGAGGUGGACUCCCUCAUCAGACAAGGAAACCUCACGGAGGCUUUACUCGCCGUUCUGAAGAACCCACCAAUCAACACCAAGAACCAGAACGUCAAGGAGCGUGCUGAGGGUCUGGUGCUGAAGGUGCUCACUGCCUUUAAGAGCAGUGACAUCGAGAAGGGGGUGCAGGCUCUGGACAAGAACGGCGUGGACCUGCUGAUGAAAUACAUCUACAAGGGCUUCGAGAGGCCGUCGGAGAACAGCAGCGCCGUCCUGCUGCAGUGGCACGAGAAGGCUCUGGCAGCUGGAGGGGUGGGCAGCAUCGUGCGGGUUCUAACAGCGAGGAAGACUGUCUAACAGAGGAACAGAAGAUCGGUUCAGUCCACAUCUCCGAUAGAUCCAAGGGAAGCAUGUCACUGUACUGUUCAUGUAAUAAUAAUACACAUGGCAUAAGGAGCUAAAAUGGAAAAACUUGAUUUUUAACACAAUGUGAGUGAAAAGAAAAGAAAAUCAUAUGAUCUGGGUCACGUCGUGUUAAAUAUGGUUUUUCUUGUUUCUUCCUAUGCAUGAUCACAACCGAGUAAAUCCUCACAGGGUGCUACAGGUAACUUCUCUUAAACUCUGUGUCUGUUCCAGUCCCGUAACAUGUGUUCAGUUCAUACACCAGUGGUUCCCAACCUGAGGGCUGUGAUCUAAAUCUGAGGGCUCACAAAACGAUUAAGAGUGCUGGAAAGAGACCAAAAUCUCCUGAUAUACAAAAAUCAUCUACGUUUUGAAAAAUCUAAAUUUUUGGGUGAAUUACUGGAUCAUUUCCUGUAUCAACCUCUAGAAUACUUCAAAUAGAACAAGGAAUCACUUCUGUCUUUGUUCCAAGUAGACAAAUAUUCAAGUCACAAGGAUUCGCAAGUCGUCCUCCUUUGUUUUUAAGAUCACAAACCUAAAAGGUUGAGAACCACUGAUAUGAAAACCACCUCCACUCUCAGCAUGAGAGCACAACCACAGGGACGACUCCCCCCCCACUGACCUCCACCCAAACACACCUUCUGUGUUCGGGUGGAGUUCAGCUUCUGCUUCGUCUCACUCAGGAAAACCUUCCUUCCUGAUGGAAUAAUAAAAAAAAAAGCCUGAUCUCAGUCAGUAAAUCCUCUCGCUGCGUCUCACUGUUACACUUCAGCAGCGGGGGG
Limanda limanda (common dab) is the source of this 1381-nucleotide messenger RNA. RefSeq names its product actin related protein 2/3 complex, subunit 5B (gene arpc5b). Gene Ontology annotation, biological process: Arp2/3 complex-mediated actin nucleation; cell migration; regulation of actin filament polymerization. The transcript has 4 exons. Gene Ontology annotation, cellular component: Arp2/3 protein complex; actin cytoskeleton; cytoplasm. Gene Ontology annotation, molecular function: actin filament binding. The record is from RefSeq and is a predicted model, not a curated record. NCBI's taxonomy places the organism in Eukaryota, Metazoa, Chordata, Actinopteri, Pleuronectiformes, Pleuronectidae. Bases 114 to 554 code for a protein of 146 amino acids.